UCUUGCUUUCCCGCAAAGCUAGACUCUCGUUCGUUGCAAUAAUGUACAAUGGUGUCUGAAAUCACAGCAAACGGGAAAUGAUGUGAAAGAAGUAGAAGUAAAGAAUAUUAUUGCACGAUUCGUGUGUUUCUUUCGCGGAAAGAGUAUCAAGUUAUUUAAUACUUCAACGUUCACGUGUAAAUAACGUGUGAAUCUUGUAAUAAGAAAGGAGGUGUGGAUGAUGGCGAGGGCGUCAAGAAUUUUGUGAGGCUAUUAAAACCUCAGAAAAACAACCUCUCUACUGAAAAGUUUUAAAUCUGCUGGAACUGCUUUAUGCGGAUCUAAGCGAUGCCGUACCGCUUUAUCCACCGCGUGGGCUAUAUUUAAAACCUAUUGCAAAAAUUAACGUGUCUGUUAAUCUGCCCCAACUGACUACACCAGAAUAUGUCAAGUGAUCUACCUGAAUUUAUAUAAUAAAAUAAUACUCAACUCAAUAUUUCAUAGAGAUUCGCUUACUCCAAUAAAAACUCUUAUUAUUAUGAAUGUUCAGUGUAUGGAGUCGUAUUGCUUCCUUCUCUUAUAGUUAUAUUUUGAUUGAGAAGUGUACAAAGUUUGGGUAUAAGGUACACAAAUAAUUGAACACUACAAGCAAUGGAUUUGUAUAGUCAGAUACGGUUGUAAAUGCACAAGAGUACAAUAGUCACUAUAAUCUUCAUCGUUCAGUAUUCGUAAAGAAUGACCCAAUGUAUCUGGAAAAGAAUGAAACAACCCCUAUUUUAUACAGACGUUUUUUAUUAAUAAUUAGCGGAAAACCGAUCAUUUCACAAGUAUCAGCAGGUUUUACAGCGCAUUGCUACGAUAUAAACAGGAAAGACAAUAUCGACAUGGGAGGUAAUGGAGAAGAUACGUACCUUGAUAAAGCCGGACGAGUUCGCAUCCCUGAAGGUUGCCAAAAGUACUUUAGAAUUUAUCAGACUGGAAGGAGACCUACGGGACCGAUGUCGCUUGCAACGAGUACUGAUGCGCCUAGAUUCCCAACGUUUGAAUUUGGCUGGCUUCUCAAAUGUUCUGAAAGUUCGUGCCAUCGAGGCCAAGGAUGAGUUUCCAAAUAGGCAUGCCUGGGAUUCUUACUUUAGGGAUGCCAAACACAUGAAUGAGUUGAAAGCAGGCGAAAGGCCAGACACGAUACACGUCACGGGACUUCCUGUCAAGUGGUUUACGGAGGAUGGCAGGUCCACACCUAGUGAAUCUCUUAUCACCAAGGUGUUCAAAAAAUGGGGUAAUCCAAAGCGGAUUGAUGUACCAGCAGCUGAUCCAUACAGAUCCAGGAUGAGACUUGGUACUAAUAUUCAGAAAUUCAGCUACGGUGAUGGAAUUUUCUUUGAUGCUUACAUACAGUAUGUCGAAUACAUGGACUUUGUCAGAGCUAUGGAUGCACUGCGGGGCAUGAAACUACUCAAGAAGGAACCACAGAACUACCUUACUGCUAAUAUAAAGGUUGACUUUGACAAAACAAAACACAUGAGUGACAGUUCCGUGGCGCAUAGGGAAUUCGAAAGGAAGCGACUGAUAGCUCAAGAUAGUUUGGCAGCUGAGAAGUUGCGAAGGAAGGAGGAAGCUGAAGUUCAGCGACGAGAAGAAUUAAAAAAGAAAGAAGAAGCUGAAUUGACAGCCAAAGAGGCUCGACGCCGUAGACGAGAAGAAAAACGGAAGAGGAAAGCUUUGACUGUAUUCCGAAAGCAGGAAGAGGAUAAAGUGUCAAUGAAAAUUGCCAGGGAGGAACAGAAGUUGAUAAAAGCACAAAGACAAUUGGAAAGCAUACGCUUAUUGGAUGAAUUGUUUGACAGAAUUAAAAUUAAACUGGAGAAAAAGGUAAUUGAUAUUGACAAAAAGAAGGAAACGGACAUAAAGAAGGAUGAGAGUAAAACGGAAAAAUCUACUGACGGCAGUGGAAAAAACGAUAAGUCGGAAUUGAAUGAUGACAAAAAGAAGGAUAAAAAACUGAAGAAAUCGAAAAAGAAGAAAGCUAAAAAAGAAAAGAAGAAAAAGAAAAAGCGUAAGAAGGGUAAAGAAUCUGGAUCCGGAGAUGAAACGGAUAGUGAAGAAGAUGAUAAAAGUAAAAAGAAGAUUAAAAGUGUCCUAACCACAGAUAUUCCACAUUCAUCAUCCUCUGCAGCUCCUGCACUUGUGGAUCCAGCUGACCUUUCUUAUCAAAUGAUGUAUCCCAGAUUUCCACAAGCUUGGUAUUAUGAAGCAGCUCUGCCGAUGCUCUAUCCGCCGUUAGGACGCGGAGUUCCUAGAGGAGGACCACGUGGUCGUUAUCAACGUGGACGUAGCAGAGGAUCUUUUCCAGGAUGGCGAGGUGGACCACCAGGAAUUCGACCAAUCCGCCCAUUCAAUCCUCACCUCUACAACGAACAAUACUACAAGUACUUUGCCAACCUAGCAGGUCAGGAGUAUCAUGACUUCGAAAGUGAUUACGAAAGGAGUUCCAAGUCCAGGUCGAGAAGUCAAAGAAGAUCUAGAUCUCGAUCACGAUCGCGAUCGCGGUCGAGGUCCCGUGGAAGAAGGCGAACCCGAAGUAAAAGCAGAAGCAGAAGCAAAACUAAAAAUAGGAGUGCAAGUAGAAGUAGAUCCAAAUCUAGAUCAAGAGCCAGAAGCAGAUCUAAGUCCAGAUCCAGGAGACGUGGUAGAACGAGAUCAUCUUCAUCAUCCAGAUCCAGAUCUAGAUCUAGAUCUAGAUCACGGCACUCAAGAUCAAGAAGACGUUCCAAGUCAAGGACGCGUACGAAUUCGCGAAAUAGGCGUAAAGGCGGUGGCAGAUCUUCCUCUAGAGUUAGGAUCACUCGGGCUCGAUGUCGCACUCCAUCGUCUAGAAGAAAAUCUCGCAGUAGUUCCUGGUCCCUCCCAAAGUCACCGGGUCGUAGAAGUUGCUCUUGGUCUAAGGCUGUGGAUACUUCCAAAAAGGAAAAUGACGAGAAGUCUAAUAAAGAUGAAGUUAAAGGUCAAUGUGUUACUACUACCAAUGAGGUGAAAGAAAGUGCUCCUGCUUCACAAACUGAGACAAUAACUUCUGAUUAGAAAGGAAGUUAAGAUUUAAGUGUGAUGGACUUUGCAAGAGAAGAAAAAAAGUUCGAUGGAAGCAAUGCAAAGCGAUUCGUACAACUAUUGAACUUUAUAGACAAUUUUAAAGACUAUAGUAUUCUUUGAGAAUUCGCUUGUAUUUCUCAAGAGUGUAACAGUUUACAGAUACAUAUUUUAACGUGUGACAGUUCGAACUCAGUUUGCAUGAAAUGCAAAUACUACGUGAAUAUACGGAAAAAAAAGUCUAUCGGUCUUGAUUGACAAAAUGUGUGAAAAUAUUUGUAAUUGGAGAUUUAGAGGAAAGCCACUUUAUUCACGUAUAUUUCUAUUUGCAAAUAAAAUCCUACAAGCUGCCAACAAUAAUAGUGCUUUGAAUUUAAUCUUCAUGAAUAUUUUCUUCUCACCGAUGAGGAGUGUAAUGAUAAAUAAGAAUAGACCCAAUGAUUUGAAGUCAAAGCAGAAUAUUAUUCUUCACCAUGACAAGAUGGCGGUGGUAUUAAAAAUGAAACGAAUAAUACUUAAGAAAAUUCAUACUUUUAACAGCUACUCCAAUUUCACGAAAUAUACCUCUUUUUUACAUAGGCAUGUAAUUUCAUUUUCUUUAAUCAAGCAAACAAUUGUUAAACGUAUUCCGGAUCGAGAAUCAGCAGGAUUCGUAACGAUAUAAUAUUUAUAAUACAUCUUUAUGUCCUUCGUAAACAAUAUACUCCAUUGUUUAAAAGUAA
Messenger RNA from Cephus cinctus (wheat stem sawfly), 3788 nucleotides. Its product is annotated as A-kinase anchor protein 17A. The transcript has 8 exons. The record is from RefSeq and is a predicted model, not a curated record. Lineage: Eukaryota; Metazoa; Arthropoda; Insecta; Hymenoptera; Cephidae. Bases 874 to 3060 code for a protein of 728 amino acids.